AUGGCUUCCGAAAAGACGGAGAUUCCUGUGACCGAAAGGCCUGUUGAUGAGCCAUCUCUGGCAUCGUCUACACAGGAUCAAGAGCCACCCCAGAACAAGACCUUUUUUGAGCGAGUCACCGAUUUCUUCGGUGACUGGUAUUACAUCUGGGAGGUCUUCGGCAUCCUGAUUUCGGGCCUUGCAAUUGUCGCCAUCUGCAUGGUGGUCAAACACUUCGACAACAAUGAGGUCCCCAACUGGACAGCAAAGGUCCCGGGAAAGAAAGAGCCCUUCCGGCUGACAAUCAACUCGCUGCUUUCCAUGCUCUCUGUUCUGGGCUCAACAUGUGCCAUGAUCCCCGUCACCAAGAGCCUGGGUCAGCUAAAAUAUCUAUGGUUCAUGGAGCAGGAUCGUAAACUCGCCGACCUGGAGGUUUUCGAUUCUGCUUCGCGCGGCAAGUUCGGCAGUGCUCAGCUUAUUUGGAAACUCAGAUUCAAGCAUUUGGCAGUUCUAGGAGGUCUGGCGUCACUGCUGGCUCUAGCCUAUGGCCCUUUCGUGCAGAACUUGCUUACUGUCAACAUCGAGUAUCGUGAGGCAGACCACAACGCCCUCCUCUCCUAUGCAUUCAGCUACGAGUUCGAGCCUCUAAACGGCACAGAAUGGGCUAUUCCUGCGAGCAAGUGCAAGACAGGCGAAUGCGCUUGGAACGAAUACUACACCAUCGCGGCUUGUAGUCGCUGCACCGAUAUCAGUCACCUACUCACACGCACUUGCACCCCAGUGAUCACCAGUGAAGACGGUUUCACUGAUGCGGGAGGAUGCAAUGUGGCUCUGCCGAACGGCUUUUCCUUCAACAGCACCGACAUGACCGAGCAGAGCUACAACCCUAACAGAAUCGUCAUGGUGAUGAACACUACGAUGCACCCUCUUGUUUACAACUACACGGCACCAUUGGCCUUGGUUCAAUCCAUCGUGGGAUUGCCUUAUGGGAGUUCCGCUUCGAACACUUCGAAACCCUUCAUCAUCACAGAGGAUUCACCCCUUUCCGCUCAUGAAUGCGUCAUUGUUCCUUGCAUGCAGAGGCAGAGUCUCAUCAUUACCCGCCCGGUCGACAACAGCAACAACAACGCAGCGCUGCCCACCACCGACGACACCGUACCGUUGAUUGACAUCGUCGAGCAAUGGGACAACUUUACGUUGUCCGACGGCCAUGUUUCCAUUACUUUUGACGACCCCGGUCGUAACAAGAACAUAAGCAAGCAACAAGCGGACAAGUACACCUCACCCUUAAUAACGGGAACCACGUACACGGGCUUGAGAAACUAUCUCGGCGGUCUUCUCACUGGAUACGUUUGGAGCACGCCUACUGAUACGGGAUUCAAUUACCACUCUUCCGAGCCUGGAUUUCGGAAUAUCCAAUUACACACAUUCAACAAGAAUUGGUCGCCAUUAUACUGUGACGGCGACAAAACAGCGACAAGUCAAGAUGGGGUUCCAUGUGGCAUUAACAAGGUCGCCGCAGGGCUCACCAACGCCUUCAGGCUCUCGUCGUGGCAGAUUUCCGACGACGAUUCCCGCCCGGUCUUCAACGGCACGACAAACGGACCAAAGCAAAUCUGCACAGCGCAAUGGCAGUACGUCUCGGCGCCCGUGGCCGUCUGGAUCCUCGGGCUGGCGCUCUUCAUCGGCGUCGUGAUCAAGACGCGUCGGGCGAACAUCAAGGCGUGGCGUACCAGUCCGCUGGCCACGCUGCUUCUGAGGCUUGACCCGGAUAGCCGCGAGCACCUGAAGGACUGGCAGCACAUGGGAGAUGCGGAGCUGCGGACUAUGGCGCAGGAACUACGGCUACGACUCCAGGUGGAUGAGAAAGGGCCGCGCUUCGUGAGGGAUGGCGAUGAGCCGUCAAGCUGA
Messenger RNA from Colletotrichum spaethianum, 1890 nucleotides. RefSeq lists its product as uncharacterized. NCBI's taxonomy places the organism in Eukaryota, Fungi, Ascomycota, Sordariomycetes, Glomerellales, Glomerellaceae. The transcript is spliced from 3 exons. The coding region runs from base 1 to 1890 and encodes 629 amino acids. The record is from RefSeq and is a predicted model, not a curated record.